Messenger RNA from Pararge aegeria (speckled wood butterfly), 1089 nucleotides. RefSeq names its product UPF0488 protein CG14286. Lineage: Eukaryota; Metazoa; Arthropoda; Insecta; Lepidoptera; Nymphalidae. The record is from RefSeq and is a predicted model, not a curated record. The transcript has 3 exons. Bases 173 to 823 code for a protein of 216 amino acids.
UUCAUGGAAAAUUCGAAUGUCAACUGUCAAAGUGUCAUGAACUUAAAAACAGAACGUGGGAUGUACUAAAAAAUUAACCAAAAUCAACUUUUAGAACGGUUAUUUGCGAAAAGAAGUUGGUUUAAAAGUAUUUUUCGCUUUUCGCAAUAGUUACGUAAGACAAUUUAGCAUAAUGCCUAAAGCUACAAAGUUACAUAGCAAGGGCAAGCCAAACUCUAUUCAAAAGUCUUGCAAACCAGACAAGGAAGGCACUGAUGGCGGACACCCUGAAGAUUCCAUUAGAGAGUUCCAAUUGCAACUGUGUUGGUGCAUUCAGCAGUUAGAAAAGACCUUAGCUGACAAAAAAGGAAACGAAAAACAAUUACAAGAAGCUUGGAAAGUUUUAACAGUUCUGAAGAAUAAUAACCAGCCAAUGAUAAGAAAAAGACAAUUAAUGCGAACCCACUUUGGCGACUACAGAGCAAAAAUGGCAGCGGAAGAAAAGAAAUUGGCCAAAAUGGCGAGCAAAAUAAAGAUAUCCGAAAGCCCUGUUCAGCCAAAAGCUACCUUUUUACGAAAGUCGGCUCUCUUAACCAGUGGGGAUAGCUCUUUUACAUUCAAUUUUGCUAUACCAAAGGAUAAAACGGACGAUAAAAUUAUUGACCAAAAUAAAAGUUGUGAUUCUGUAGUAAAUAAUAUAACUAGUAACAUUGAUUCAUCCAGUACAAGUGUUGCCGCUGAUGAAAAUAAAGAAUCCAAACUAAAAACUGAUCGUAAAAAUAGUGCUACAUUUUCCGCUUCGGGUUCCGAAUUCAAAUUCAACUUUAAAGUAGAUGAUGCUUAAAUUAAAAAAAGAAGUGUAAAAAUAAUUUCUACAAAUAAUGUUAUUAUAAGCUUAGUGUUUUUUUUUAAUAUAAUAGCAAUAAUAAUGUUCGGACUACCAUAAAUUGGUGUAACUUUGUUUUUAAAUGUGACUUAACAUUGAUAGACAAAUCAAUUUUUUUUUAAUUCCAAUCACAAUAAGAUGGUUUAUUGUGUACACAGAAAAGCAAUGUUACCCCAAUUUAGUCUAAUUGUAAGAACCUAAGGAAAUAAAUUUUUAUAAUAUUA